Diplodia corticola is the source of this 2172-nucleotide messenger RNA. RefSeq names its product mfs general substrate transporter. The transcript is spliced from 4 exons. The record is from RefSeq and is a predicted model, not a curated record. Lineage: Eukaryota; Fungi; Ascomycota; Dothideomycetes; Botryosphaeriales; Botryosphaeriaceae. Bases 1 to 2172 code for a protein of 723 amino acids.
AUGCCGCCCACAACCACGUCAACUGCCCCGGUCGUGGCACCUACCAGCACAGGGUUCGACGGCGAUGACUUCUCGAACAACUUGUUCAGCGACUUGGCCCCUCUCCUCACCCUCUUCGGUGAGCAAGUCACCAAGCAAUUCUUCAGCCUGUCUUUCGGAUGGGCGGACCACAUUCUCCUCGCCAUGGGGCCUAUCGGUAUCAUUACCAUCAUUGUCAGCGCCAUACGCGUAAGCGGGCCCAAGAGACUCAAGGCCAUAGUCGGAAGAGCCCGUGAAAGCUUAGCGACAGCGGAAGCGGAGCUUCUGUCUUCUACCUCGCAAAACGUUUGUGAGAUGUGGGAUGGCAACCAGGUUGUUCGAGCCAUCGGAAAACCGCAAGGAAUGCAGCAUCUGGUUGUUCUGAAGGAUAAGAUCGGAAACAAUGAUCGGGGCAUCGACCCUGAGCUACGCAUUCUCGAUUUUCAGUCCGCAUUUGGAUUGGGCAUCUUUAGCCCGCCACGUCUUGCCUACCAAAGGCAGAUCUUUGAAGAACAGCCACCACCAAACAUCACUCUUAAUACUGCCGAUUCCACAUUGUCUGACACAGAGCUUUGGUUCUGGGCUAUUGUGGGCACCAUUCUCCAAGUCACGGCUCUGGUUGUGCCAGCUCUCGUAGUGUAUCUAUGGAAAUGGCAAGAGGCCGGUGAGACUAUUGCGGCUUUGCUUGCAGCAAUCUCGAGUUUUGUUACUAUUGCUGGAUAUAUUGUCCAGUUUGUUGGACUGAGGUCCCUUCACUGGUCCGCAACCAUCAUUCAACUUGGGGUCACGCUCGCAAUGACCUGUUUCAGGGCAUGGGUACGCCGAGGCUUGACGGCACAGCCUAUAUGUCUCUCCUUGGAAAUCAGCCAUGCCAUUGCUAAACUUGCGUUUUUUCUCAUGGAUGAUUUCCAUGAAAUACACGAAUUGGCCGAUCAAAUUCUUCCAAACAUCCAUGGCUGGAACUUAUACACUGCUCACGAUUCGGAUUGCCCCGACAACGCCCCGGCUUGGAACCCUACGAGUUUGCCUAUAGCUACGCUUGAACCGUACAAAGUCAACGAAACCGUUCUGCUUCACCAAUACUUAUCUGUCGAGGGCAUUAUGGAAUACCUAUCCUCCUCAGAAAGCAACAUAUCCCUCAAUCAAAACGGCGCAUCUGAAAAGGGUUAUCUAGCCUGGACAGUGAGUACAACUCACAAGAGGAUGAACUCAAACCACCCCGAUGGUCCUACAAAGUUCGCUGACCUCACCACAGGAGUAGCGCGUACCGCACCUAGUGGUAUGUACGGGCAACUUAGAUGGAAAGUCAAUCUGGACGAGAUUCGAAGCAUCAUUGACUUGUGGGAAGCUACCUUGAGGGAAAAAGAUGGCCAAUAUCUGGUUCCAACUGGUGUUUUUUCGGAAGUACACACUUCGAGGAAUAUGCUAAUACACUGGCCCAUUCUAAGCACGCUCGACUUCAAAACGGACAAUACACACCCUAAUAUGGACUGGCUCGAUGGCUCUGGCUUUUGGUUAGUCAAGAAGGUGACCACGUUGACUCCAGAUUAUGGCCCGGGCAUCCAUUGCAGGCCUGACAUGGGGGCUUAUUACGUAUUCAAAGCACCUCCGGACUCUCUCGCCAACAGACCAAACGAGCACUUUACACAUUUUCUAGUCUACCGGAAUCUACGCGAAGUACGCGAAGCAUGUGCACUAGAGCUACUAGGACUUUUCCUUUCGACCAUCUCAUCCGAAACUGAGCAGAUUGGCGGGGCCACUCAGAUAGAAUCAAACAGACGCACCAAGCCCCGUACAUCAUAUGACGAACCGAGAAAUAAGCAUACCGAACCUCUUUGGACAAAUACAGCCAUUGACGAGCUUUGCUCCUGUAUCGAGAAAGCGGAACUGGUGAAAACGGUUGAAGAAGCAAGAAGAUUCGUCAUUCCGGCUCUCUCGCGGUACAACCUUCUCCCCAAGGAGUCAAGCGAGGCCCAAGAAACCCCAAUCCGCGAGGAAAGGAAUAGUGAUCCUGGCUCCGACAGUCAUACGCAAGCGAGUCCCGCCAGCAACGCGGAAGAAACCCCAACACAUAGAAGCAGGGCACAAAGCUGGGCCGGAACGCCUUCUCAAAGACACUUGCGCACGUCAGAUGACAUGUCGAGCUUAUUUUAA